AUGGCAUUAAAUGAAAAUGGAGAGAUAGUUAGAUCUGAGUUUGUUGUGGAAGGACGAAAGCAGUCUUUGGUCGAGAUUAGAGAACGAACCAAAAUCUCACUGACUGCAAAAACACAGACAUUCAAACGAAGGUGGAAACGCCGGAAGUUUAAAUAGUUGCGCGGUCGGGAAGUUCAGAUGUUGUCCAUUUCAAAAGUUAAAGAAAGAUGAACUUAUUCGAGAACUGAAUGCCAGAGGAAUCUAUGAAGGGGAGUCAAAGAAAGAGCUUGAGAAGCUUUUGAGAAAGGAACUCCACGGCGUUCAGAGAGUACCUGCUUUGCUUUACAACAACCCAACAGCUACCCUGGAAUCCAUCAACUGUGACAAGUAUGAAAUACUUAGUUUUGAACCCCUCCACGACAUAGGCAAACACAUUGAAAAUGUUCUAGCUGAAUUCCCUUUUCAUCUCCCAGAAAAAGAAGCUGCUGCUGUGAAGGAGGUCAUCAAUUGCUCCAUUGGUGGUAAGGAUACCAAGCGCACAUUUGAUUAUAGAUGUGCACUUAUUAUCCUUGCAAAACAUUCCUCAAAGAUAGUAACAUCCAACAUUGUCCAGCAACUAUUGACCACCUUGGUAGAAAUCCAAAGAAUUGCUUACAGUUCGGAAUCUGAGAGGACCCCCAAAUCAGUCCUGCGUCUUCACAACAUGACAUGGCACCAUGGGAUCUUGUGCAGAGAGGUGUUUGGUUUCAAGCUAAAGGAACUGACAACGCGCAAAUUGUAUGGCAACUACUACCACAACAUCACCAGCCAUGCUGCUAUGCAGCAUCGACUAAUUAAUGGCAAAGCCUGUAAUGUUGAAGAGCAAGAACGGAUUUUCAACACCAUCACCAACAUCACCAA
Messenger RNA from Paramuricea clavata, 879 nucleotides. The record is from the annotation of a GenBank genome assembly. NCBI's taxonomy places the organism in Eukaryota, Metazoa, Cnidaria, Anthozoa, Malacalcyonacea, Plexauridae.